Molecule: messenger RNA, 537 nt
Organism: Angiostrongylus costaricensis
Lineage: Eukaryota; Metazoa; Nematoda; Chromadorea; Rhabditida; Metastrongylidae
Source: the annotation of a GenBank genome assembly
AUGUUCACUCAGUUAGUACCUCUGAAAUCACAAAGAGAUGGUUUCCGAAUUCUGGACAUAGGUUCUCGUCUUGGUGCAGUUAUCUAUGCUGCUUCUAUAUACGGGUCUGGUGCGGUAACACAUUUGUCACUGAUGUCAUCCGCGAUUUCAAUCUACAGGUUGUCCAACAUUGAAGUGGUUUGUGCGGAUGUUCGUAGCAGAUACGAUGUGGUGUCCCAGGCUGACUUGAUUGUAAUGAACAACGUCUUCUCCUUCUUCUGGGAUACCGAGCAGCAGGCUGACUGUUUCGAAUUUAUACACAAGCACGCGAAGAAAGGUUGCUUCAUAAUCCAUAACCCUGAUAUCGAAACGGCAUCGGCCCAUUUAAAGUUGCCGUUUACAAUUAACGAGUGGAUUGAGAAGGUCAAUUCCACCGCAACCUUUUGUUGCAAUUUUACAUUUGCUUCACUUUUCUUUACCCUGAGAUCAUUCUCUUACCAUUUUGUUCUGAUUUACGUAAAACAUAUCCGCUUGUGUUCAAUCAGACAAAAAUUAUGA